CUGGAGCAGGAGGAGAGUAGACGUGUCCUUCUGAGCUCCGAGGAGACGCCGAUCUGGACACCAACUUCAGGGUCGUGAAGGAAGAAGGCUUCAGGGUCGUGAAGGAAGGCUUCAGGGUCGUGAAGGAAGGCUUCAGGGUCGUGAAGGAACGCUUCAGGGUUGUGAAGGAAGGCUUCAGGGUCGUGAAGGAAGGCUUCAGGGUUGUGAAGGAAGGCUUCAGGGUCGUGAAGGAAGGCUUCAGGGUCGUGAAGGAAGGCUUCAGGGUCGUGAAGGAAGGCUUGAAGACCAUGAAUGAAGACUUAGAGAACGUGAAUGCAGACUUCAAACCUAUGAAUGCAGACGUCAGAACCAUGAAUGCAGACUUCAGAACCAUGAAUGCAGACUCCAGGACCAUGAAUGCAGACUUCAGAACCAUGAAUGCAGACUCCAGGACCAUGAAUGCAGACUUCAGAACCAUGAAUGCAGACUUCAGGACCAUGAAUGCAGACUCCAGGACCAUGAAUGCAGACUCCAGAACCAUGAAUGCAGACUUCAGAACCAUGAAUGCAGACUUCAGGACCAUGAAUGCAGACUCCAGGACCAUGAAUGCAGACUUCAGGACCAUGAAUGCAGACUUCAGGACCAUGAAUGCAGACCUGCCACGGACAUCGUCAGAUGAAAGCAGUUCUUUCGACAAGUCAACUUCUGUCAGCUCAGACAACAGCUUCUCAGAUUAUAAUGGGAAUGAUGAGAUGUACGAAGACCUUAGGAAUCCUGAUGUUAGCAGUGAGAGACGUAGAGACAGCUGUUCCUCCUGCUGUAGUCACUGCUCUUCAGUGUAUUGCAGUGAUAACUCGACGUCUGCUGCCCUUGAUAACUCUACGUCUGCUGCCCCUGAUAACUCUACGUCUGCUGUCCCUGAUAACUCGACGUCUGCUGCCCUUGAUAACUCUACGUCUGCUGCCCCUGAUAACUCUACGUCUGCUGCCCUUGAUAACUGUACGUCUGCUGCCCCUGAUAACUCUACGUCUGCUGCCCCUGAUAACUCGACGUCUGCUGCCCUUGAUAACUCUACGUCUGCUGCCCCUGAUAACUCUACGUCUGCUGCCCCUGAUAACUCCACGUCUGCUGCCCCUGAUAACUCUACGUCUGCUGCCCCUGAUAACGCUACGUCUGCUGCCCCUGAUAACGCUACGUCUGCUGCCCCUGAUAACGCUACGUCUGCUGCCUCUCCUGCUGACCCUAACGUCUCACCAUCCACCACUGAAGACAGACGAGGGAGUAACGAAGGAACAGGGAACGUACCAGCUUGUGGCUGUCAGGGUUGUUACUGUGUGUCAAGGCUGCAACAUUCGUUCCCCCUGGCAGGGUCAUCCCUGGCAGGGACAUCCCUGGCAGGAACAUCCCUGGCAGGGUCAUCCCAGACAGGGACAUCCCUGGCAGGGUCAUCCCAACCAGUAGGACGUCACACAUCAGUACAGGACACACACACAACCUCCUUCAGUAUGAUCAACCUACUUCAAGCAACACACGAGCCAGCUACUCCAGCAGAUGGGAAGUCUUGCAAUUGCAGUCAGUGUUGCAACAUUUUUGCUAGUGGGCCAAGUCCUCUCCCAUCUCCCACUGCACCUAACCACUGGAGUGAAACACACACCCCUAACACCACAGAACAGAACUCUGCAUGCUGCAACAAUGCUGGCUGCCAAGGGCAUGGAAAAUAUGCUAGCAACGAGCAGCGGCAUAUCUCUGUCCCACAGAUGUUUAAGUGUGACGAGUGUGGUCAGAUUUUUGUCCAAGAGAUUAACUUCAAGAAACACGUUCUUCGCUUCACCAACCAAGAGACAGAGAAUGGAUUUAAGUGUUUCUACUGCAGACAUGUGUUUCCUAGUGCAUGUGGUCGCAAGCAUCACCACAUAAUGCACAGACAACAACAUAGAAAUACUCCCGUCCUGGAGAAUACAUGUAGUGUGUGUAGCGUCAAGUUUAAAACCAGUAAAGGUCUUGAAGAACACCAGCGUCAGUUUAUGACCAACACUGAGAGAAGGAUCUUCAAAUGUUUCUUCUGUAGUCAUGCAUUUGUUUCCGAAAUAAGUCGUAUUUCCCAUGAAAAACUGCAUGGUAAGCAGCGCCGGUUACCUUGCUGUUGCUGCGGUUCACACUUCCCCUCCAGAUACUCACUUCGAGUUCAUGGCAUUAAGAAGAACAUCCAGAUGCCUCCUCGAUGCCUUGAUUGUGGGAUCAUAUUUACCAAGAAAAGUUACCUUGAUGAUCAUGUUGUCUCCGUCAGGAGGAACUUACCCUUCAUUUGUUCUGUCUGUAACCACAAAUUUCAAACUAAGUUAGCCUUAACCAGACAUGGAAAAUUACACAGCAGGAAGAGGGAAUUUGAGUGUCCAUCUUGUAUGGCUCGUUUUGUGAGUGAGACUCGUCUGGUGGACCAUAUAUAUGGCGUCUCCAAGAAGGUCAAUUCUGCCAAGAAAAUUCGUUUAAUUCUGGACCCUAACCAGGACAACAUAUCAGUUACCUAAGUCAAUCAUGGAUUCUAACCAUCAAUUCCGUGUGUCAGCACAACAUUAUCAACUACCAUCUUCAACUUGCUAUCCAUUACCGUCUUCCAUCAGACGUGUUUGUUAUAGAUCACAUAGAACAUUGAACAAUGUCUCGUCAAUCUCAACUAUCUCUCAAACAAUCGCAGUUACUGCGAGACAUUUAGGUAUUUAAAGCUUUUGUUCCAUUUGAAGUGAAUUGCAGAGGAUUGAGGGGAUAUAACCGCGAGGGUCGUCCAUAUAACCACGAGGGUCGUCCCUGAAGUUACUUCAACUUUAUUCACAUUCAAUAAUACCUUCCCAUAGUUAUUCUCUAUAUUUUUCUCCACAGUUUUCACAGUGAAUAUUGAUGUCUUAUCUAUUGUAUAACUGUUAUUGUAUUAGUCAUUAUUAAUACAUAAUACAGCCCCUGACUGUAUUUAUACAUCAUUGUAUAACUGUCCACAAGCAGAUAUUUGUAGCCUACAUUUUUGCGGCUUAAAAAAGGAAUUCUUUGAUUUUUAUUUUUUAUUUUUUAUUCUAUAUUUUAGUUAAUAAAACCCAGAAUAAUGAGUAUAUUUAGUGCCUUAAUUUAGGCCUAUUUUUUGUAAUUUUAAACAUUAUCACAUAGGUGGAAUGUGUUAUGUUGAUAGGCCUAAGAUAGGCCUAGGUUACAAAUAUUGUGUUGAGAUCAGUUAACUCACGGAAUUUAUGUUAAUAGGCUUAAGGCCGAAAUUCUUGAUAUAUUGCUAGGCCUAAGGUUCAUUAUUGUCUUAAGUUGUU
Cherax quadricarinatus is the source of this 3287-nucleotide messenger RNA. Lineage: Eukaryota; Metazoa; Arthropoda; Malacostraca; Decapoda; Parastacidae. The record is from RefSeq and is a predicted model, not a curated record.